Messenger RNA from Asterias rubens (European starfish), 537 nucleotides. RefSeq names its product short neurotoxin 342-like. NCBI's taxonomy places the organism in Eukaryota, Metazoa, Echinodermata, Asteroidea, Forcipulatida, Asteriidae. The transcript has 4 exons. The coding region runs from base 98 to 424 and encodes 108 amino acids. The record is from RefSeq and is a predicted model, not a curated record.
AAUAUUUCGCUCCAUUAUUUGGAAUCGGACCAAACUGUUGUCAACGUACAAGAUUCUCUCGCUUCAAGUCCAAGACGUAAGAUUCAACGUUGCAACAAUGAGGGUCCUGUGUGUGCUUUUAAUUCUGGCCGUUAUUGGACACAGUCUGGCGCUCAAAUGCAAGAAGUGCACCGGGGCAGCGUGUGCUGCCAAGUUGACGUCAGGGGAUUGCACCGAGUCCUUCUGUUAUCGAAAAAGUAAGGAAUACGUGCUUCUUGAGGCUGGUUGCGGAACCACAGCCUUGUGCACAAAGGAGGAGUGCAAGUCCGAAUCCAAUGGCAUCACUAAAUGCUGCUGCAAAAAAGAUGACUGCAACAGCGCAGGUGCUGUGACCUUCAACCUGGUUGCCCUUGUAACGCUGGUUACAGCAACAUUCGUGUUUUAGAAAAUCACGAUAUGUUUAAGUUUACCAAUUUUGUAGGCCAACACAAUUUGAGCUGAGGGCUUUGAUAUAGUUUAGGUUGUGUGGCAAUUUGUUAACUGUGUGACUCUUCUAUG